Aspergillus affinis is the source of this 4572-nucleotide messenger RNA. RefSeq names its product putative acid phosphatase. The transcript has 13 exons. Bases 1 to 4572 code for a protein of 1523 amino acids. Gene Ontology annotation, molecular function: hydrolase activity, acting on carbon-nitrogen (but not peptide) bonds. The record is from RefSeq and is a predicted model, not a curated record. NCBI's taxonomy places the organism in Eukaryota, Fungi, Ascomycota, Eurotiomycetes, Eurotiales, Aspergillaceae.
AUGCUCUACACUCACGCAGCCAUCAUUACUGUCGAUUCUGAUCGACGCAUCAUUGAAGAUGGUGCCAUCUAUGUCCAGGGAAAUGCCAUCCAGGACUUGGGCAAAACCAACAUUUUACUUGUCAAAUAUCCUCAUGAUCAGCAAUAUGAUCUCAGCGGACGGAUUGUGAUACCAGGGUUGAUAUCGACACACAUGCAUACUGUCCAAGCGUUGAUACGGGGAACAGCAGACAACAAAGAGCUACACAGCUGGCUCGACUAUAGAAUCCGUCCACUGCAGCACGCGAUGACUAGUGAAGAUGCCUAUGUGUCAGUGCAACUUAGUAUUGCCGAAAUGUUGAAAUCAGGGACAACAUGCUUUCUAGAGAGUAUGUUUCUCUCACAGCAUAAUUUUGAUGGACUCUGUCAGGUGGUUCAAGAAAGCGGUAUCCGAGGCUGCUUGGGUCAAUUCGCUCCUAAUCCUGCCAAAGAAAGUAAUAUGCCAGACAACUCAAUACCCGACGUGGUGGAGGCCUGGAGAAAGUGGAACGGCGCUGCGAAUGAUCGAAUUCGGGUAUGGUUCGGGGUCGCGUCGGCGGGACUGGCUCCGCAUUCUCAAAUGAAAGAAUUGGCCUCCGUCGCCCUUUCUUAUGGGAUUCCAAUUACAAUGCACUGCGCAGAAACAAGAAAGCAGUUCGAAUACUUCGCUUCUCUGGAACAUAGUCCUGUCUCAUGGGCUGAUGUCACAGGCCUGCUGUCGCCAUCAACUGUACUGGUUCACAUGGUGCACCUGGAUAAAGACAAAGAUAUCCCAAGGCUAGCGGAAUCUGGCACCCACAUAGCGCACUGCCCAACCUCAAACGCCAAAUUAGCUUCUGGCAUUAGCCCCGUGCCGGAGCUACCUGCUGGAGGAGUCAAUGUCAGUCUUGGUACAGACGGGGCUCCCUGCAAUAACAGUUGUGACAUGCUACAAGAGAUAAGACUUGCUGUUAUUAUCCAUAGGAGUGUUUCAUAUGACCCGGCUCUGGUUCCCGCAGAAACCGCCCUAGAGAUGGCUACUAUCAACGGAGCGCGAGCUCUAGGUCUUGAAGACCUUGUUGGUAGCCUGGAAAUCGGCAAGAAGGCGGAUUUCGUGGCCAUUAACACGGAGAAGUCGCAACUUCAGCCAUACCUUAACCCUGUCAGUGAUGUGGUCUAUGUUGCGACUGGAAGGGAUGUGGAUGUGGUGGUAGUCGAUGGCCAAUUGUUGGUGGAAAACGGCGAAUUAUUGACCAUGAGUGAACACCAGAUUCUGAACGAAGCCAAGAGAAAAGGCUCAGAAGUGAUCCAGAGAGCCGGAUUGGAAGAGCAGAUAAAGUCUCCCUGGCCAGUACUCAGGAAACGUACUUUUGCUUCCUACCCCGCUGACCCAAGCAGACUGGUCUCGAUGAUGGCGGAAGACCAUCUACAGUCGCUUUGGCGGCUCAUGAAGCGGUAUAGUAUUCGAUUUCGACUGCCCGGGGAGGAUCGGCCCGCAUUGCACGUGGACACGUUCAACAACAUCAAAACGCUGGGAAGUUACUCGUUCGAUACAUAUUCGGCUGGGGUGAGCAUCCGAUCUUCCAAUGAGCCCUGGAAGCAACAGAUCAAAUUUCGGGCAGAAUGGCUCAAUCAGCGCGCCCAGAGUUUUCCAAAAUGCCGAGCGAGAAUAUGGCAAUCUGAGAUCCAGGCCACCUUAAACAACCCUCAAACUGAACAUGCGGAAGAACUCGAUCGACGUAGAAGACAGAGGAAAUCAUGCGAAUGCCCCCAAGAAUUUGUGGUAUAUGAUGAGCUUGUCAGAUCACAGCUUCCCAAGCAAGCUCCUGACUGCGUCGUUGGCUUACAAAACACCAAGAACUUCGAUACCUUGUUGUCGAGUCCCGUUCGACCGGAAAUUGCCAGGGAUGAAGAUGACACGGUCUCAGACAUCCUUCAGUCCGAAACAAGUCCCAACGGAUUUGACGCCAUUCAGGUGCAGUCGGCAUUCCCGAUUAAUGCACUCUUGCAAUUGCAAGAAGGCCUUCGCUCAUACGUCAAUUGCUCGUCUGGAGAAAAUAGUUUUGAGCCUUUGGUCUGGUUUCUGGGCUUCCGGGGCGACGCAUGGAGAAUUUAUGCGUCCCAUCUUGUUAGAGGAGCUGACGGGAAGCCAACACAAUAUGUAAGUCAGGUCCUGGUCCGGUACUUUGUACCGCACAAGAGCCUACUUCCGAGUUUCUUAGAGGUUAUUGGGGGCCGACAGAACAAUGCUAAUAGCACGGAAAAGGCGGCGCGACAUAUUAUAAAUUUUGUGGCACAAUUUAACGAUGUUCUAGUGAUAAAUGAGAACGACCUUCAUCUUCUCGAAAUCCUUUGGACUGAUACCUCUCACUCAGUACCAGAAGGAGGAGAAGCAGAAGACUUCUACGCGCUCAUCGAGUGCAGCUGGUAUAUCACACCAUCUUGGGAGAUUACACGACAACUUUCAUGCUUCGCCAUCUCCAAAGCUGCUUUUCGUGCCUUGAAGACUUAUGCAAACUUCUCCGUACGCCGCAAGGGCAUCGAAAACCUGGACCAAGCCGAACGACGUUGUUCUCAGAGAGUUCUGCAGGAUUGUGUCGAGUGCCUCCGAACAGGAUCUCCUUGGACCUUCAUCAUGAAGUACUUGAAGCGAAACCUGUGGAAACCCAAACGAUACACAAAAGUUCCACGCAAUGAAAUGAGGGCUGCUCUUCGUGAGGGGUACACAAAAAAAGAGGUUCUUGCUAUGAGGAAUGAAGGUCCACCCAAGCAUGGUGAUAUGUCUUGGAAGCGCAACUCGAUGCAGCACACCCGCAUAAUCGAUGAGGAGCAUCAUGCCCAUGAUCGAUGCCCACGAUGUCGCCAGAGUCCGCAAACAAAUAUAUCGCCCUUUGCUCACGGUUAUUUGGAUACACGGAUUCAACCAUUUCUAUCCGGCUAUGGCACAGUUUUGGUGGUCGCAAUGGAUACAGCCGCACGACCCCCCGAUGAUGCAUGUGUUUUUGCACUGAGACCGAUUGAUGAGCUCAACGAUAACGCGGCUCUCUCUAUUAUGAUUGAGGAUCUGAUGCAAGCGAAUCUUGUCUACCAUACGCUCAAGUGCGGACCUACCGACAUCCAACCAGGUUAUGAGGAGGGCAGUCUUGCCUCGUGUUUUGUCAUCGACACCUCUGCGGAAAUGACAACGCUUAUUCCUCGCGAGCAUUACUCCAAGGAAGAGCUUGACCAGCUCUAUCCUCGGGAUUUGAAGCUGCAGUUGGUCCAGGUGUUCCUUCGUCAUGGUGAACGUACGCCGGUAUCUUCGCGCUUUCAAAAUGUACUUCAACAUGGUGAACUGACAGACAAGGGUCGUGAAACCACUUUUGCUCUCGGCCAGCGCCUGAGACAUCUCUACGUGGAUCAGCUUGGAUUCAUGCCACAGAUCAAGACUGAUACCGAGGACAUGUAUCUUCGCACCACGCCUAUCCCGCGCGCUCUCGAGUCCCUUCAACAAGCCUUCUGGGGCAUGUACCCUCCCGGCGCUCGCACACAAGAUUUCCCAGCUCCCGUGAUUGUUGCUCGUUCUGUGUCGGAAGAGACGCUCUUCCCUAACGAGGGCAACUGUCGUCGAUUUAGACAGCUCGCGAAGCUUUUCGCCGACAGGGCCGCACUUCGAUGGAACGACACCGAUGAAAUGAACUACAUCAACAGUCUUCUAUCAAAAUGGAUGCCGGAAAGCUCCCCCAAGGUCGCCGUUGACUCUCAUCCUCGUCUGUCGGGUAUUGCAGACACCAUCAACGCCAGUCUCGCUCACGGCCCCGCCACAAGACUCCCCUCGGAGUUCUACGACAAGAAGAGCCGACAACACUUGAACACGAUUGCCGUGGACGAAUGGUUCGCCGGAUACACGGAAAGCAACGAGUACCGGAAGCUCGGCAUUGGAGGCCUGAUGGGUGACGUGGUCGACCGCAUGGUCAGCACCGCCGUGGACGGCGGCUGGCGCAGCGAGACCUCGGCCUCCGGCUCCUCCACCGAGCACGGCAAGGCCAUCAAGUUCGCGAUGAGCGGAUGCCACGACACGACGCUGGCCGCUAUCCUAGGCAGCACGGGAGCCUUCGACGGAAUCUGGCCGCCUUUCACCUCUUCCAUUGCCAUUGAGCUCUUCUCCAAGGCCAAGCAAGGAUCCGGGGACAACGCAGGAGUCGUGCUGGAGGAAUUCUCCAGCCCUUCCAUCGCCACCAAAAAGCCGGGCUUCUUCUCCUUCCUGGGCGGUGGUUCUUCGUCCAACAACAACACCCCGCCUCCGCCGUCUGACAUGGCCCGGGCCCCUCUGUCCUCGUUCCCUGACUCCGCACGCCAGACCAUGAAGCAGCACUAUAUCCGUAUCCGCUACAAUGACCGCCCCGUCCGCAUCCCCGGUUGCGCCGCUAAGCCCCAGAACCAUCUUCCUGGCGACGAUACCUUCUGCACACUAGACGCGUUCAAGGAGAUCGUUGACAAAUUCACCCCGAAGAACUGGAGCAGUGAAUGUGUACAGAACCUCGGCCAAGGUCUCUAUGGUAAGGACGAGAAGGAGAAGAUCCAAGCUGGUUUCUAG